AUGUCACGUGAUUCUUCAUCAGAAAGAGAGGAAGAAGGACAUGAGCAUAAGAUAUACAUAGACAAGCGAAUUUUAAACCAAGAUGGACAGUCUUUUAAUAAUGCUAACGAGACAGCACCAAAGUUUGAUACUGUAUAUGAAAUUAACGGUGAAAUAUUCCGUGAUGAAAAUCACAACGAUAACGGAUUGUUCUUCGAAUUUGAAGUUCAGUUAAAUAAUUGGAAUGAUACUGCAACGGCUGUGGAGAAAAUGGAAACAGAUGAUAUAUACUUAGAAAUGUCAAUUCAAGAAAACAAUGAAGGAAUUAUAAUAAAUUCUUGCAUUUUCCUAACUCUAAACCAAUGGAAUACAUUGAUCGUGGAUGAAAAUUACAAAUUCUGUUUCGUUUGUGACGAUGUCGUUGAAUCUCUUGUUCAUAUAAAAAUGGUUGCACAUAUGGAAAAUUUACAAAGAUGUAGACCUUUGAAAAAGUUUGAUCUGAGCAUCACGAGACUGAUCGGUGAAAGUUACCAUUGUGCUGUUUGUAACAUAACGUUUAAUAAAAAGAACGAUAGCAAUCAUUUUGAUAGCGAAAGUCAUAAAGGCAAAAUGGACCACGCAAGGAAUCGGGCGCUUGAAUUAACACAUUCAGACGAAAACGAAAAUAGCGAAAAUAGCAACAACGAGGUUCAUUUUGAUAGAAGUAGAAUAAAUAGUUUUAAUAGUAUUCUCGAAUACAAAAGCUGUGAAGAGUUUGACGAUUAUGACUUUAGUAACGAUGUUGAUGUCAAUAACGGAAAUAACGAUAAAAGUACUUCCUAUGCUUCAAUGGCGAAAAAGCCGAAUACUACCCCGAAAUAUAUAAAUGAUAUAUACUUAGAAAUGUCAAUUCAAGAAAACAAUGAAGGAAUUAUAAUAAAUUCUUGCAUUUUCCUAACUCUAAACCAAUGGAAUACAUUGAUCGUGGAUGAAAAUUACACAUUCUGUUUCGUUUGUGACGAUGUCGUUGACUCUCUUGUACAUAUAAAAAUGGUUGCACAUAUGGAAAAUUUACAAAGAUGUAGACCUUUGAAGAAGUUUGAUCUGAGCAUCACGAGACUGAUUGGUGAAAGUUACCAUUGUGCUGUUUGCAACGUAACGUUUGAUAAAAAUAACGAUAACGACCAUUUUGAUAGCGAAAGUCAUAAAGACAAAAUGGACCACGCAUGGAACCGGGCGCUUGAAUUAACACAUUCAGACGAAAACGAAAAUAACGAAUAUAACAACAACGAGGUUCAUUUAUAUAGAAAUAGAACAAAUAGUUGUAAUAGUAUUCUCGACUAUGAAAGCAGUGAAGGGUUUUACGAUUAUGAGUUUAGUAGCGAUGUUGAUUUGAAUAACGGAAGUAACGAUAAAAGUACUUCCUAUGCUUCAAUGGCGAAAAAGCCGAAUACUACCCCAAAAUAUAUAACUCAAGUUGUUGGGGGAAAAAAAUAUAAUAUAUUAUUUGAUCAUUGGCACAUGGUCAUAUAUCCUCGAUCUAACCAAUUUUAUUGUAUGACAUGUAAAAUAUUUGGCCACAUCUCUUUAAGGUCUACACAUUGUUUUGAAGAAAAUCAUAUAGAAAAUCUAAACAAGUGUAAUUUUGUUGAACAAUAUAAUCAAUACUUAAUAAGACAAAUGAUUUCAGAUUUCAAAUUUUAUCAUUGCGGUCUUUGCAAUGAAUUAAUAUUGAUAUCUCAUGUUGAAGAUCAUAUAGAUACCGUUCAUGAUAAGAAAUAUGAAAACAUAGACUAUUCAGCAGUAGACAAGAACAAUAAGAUUCAACAUAAAGUUAAAGAGAGAAAUAUAAAUAACGAUUAUUCAAUAAAUAGAAAUAAUGAUGUUUCAAUAAAUGGAAAUAACGAUGUAUCAAGAAAUAGAAAUAACGAUGAAUCAAAUAAAUUUCAGAAAAUUGAUAUGAUGAAUCACAAUAAAAUGGUUUUUUUCAGAGAAACAUUCGAAAUAAAUAAUGUAUCACCUGGCCUUUAUAAUGAUAUUAUUUUGAAUCAAUUCUCUUGCAAAUUAAGGAUUUCGUUUGUUGCUUAUAACGUUGUUUUGAAAGUAGGCCAGGGCUACUAUUGUGGAAUAUGCAAUUUAUCUACAAAUGAAAAUGUUAUGAAAUACCAUAUUGUCAGUUUGAAUCAUGUUGGGAAAUUACGGAACAUUCCAUUUGAGGCGUAUUUUGGUUCAAAUUUAAUAAGACUGAUAAACAAUAGGCCUCAUUGCACUAUUUGCAAUACUCUAUUUGAUGAAGUAUCUUUAACAUUACCACAUGUAGCCAGUGAGCUGCAUCUAGCUUUACUUAAUCAAGCUCUUAAAAUCCCAGACAUUCCCACACCAGUAAAACCUAAAGAUUCAAUAAACCAUGAGAAGCAAAUUGAUUCAAAUCAACUCAUGAAUCAACCUAAAAUGGAUACGCAAGACAAUAACAUUAAAUCAAACGAACAUUCAGAAUCACUUGACGAUUCAAUACAAUCAAUUGAAAAUUAUGAACAUGAGUUCCUUUAUUUGAAUUUUAAAAAUAAAAAUUCUAAAGUUACGUUUAAUUCGUAUCAUAGCUUAGUAGCUAUAGGGGAUGGGACGAGAUAUUGUUUUGUUUGUUCAAGUCAAAUAGUUGGAUGUACCAAACAGCAUAUAGAGAGUAAGGCCCAUACAAUCUCAAUGGAAAAAUGUAAAUUUUUAGACAAAUUUGAUAAGCAUUUAUUAAGACAGAUGUUCCUUCUUUAUCAUUGCUGUACAUGUAACGUGAUAUUUUCAAAAAAAUAUCUCAAUUCACAUCUUACGUGGCCCAUACAAGAAGCCAAAACGAGCAAGAAAAUGAGAAAAGCUGAUUUUAAUUCUGGCAUCAAACUUUUGCACGUUCAGACACAAAAGGAGGAGAUUUACUUGAAAAUGCAAGAAUCUAACAUAGAAAUUAUUGGUAGAAUCGAUAUAAAACCAAAAUCAAAUAAUAUUGAAAUCAAGAAAGAGAACAAAAUUAUAAUUCUUGAUUCUGUUGUUUUGAAAUUAUCUUGGGACGCGUGGCAAGGAAUUGUAAGGAAGAAAAAUGAGAUUUUUUGUUGUUUAUGUGAUAAGGAUUUAAAGAAUUUUGAAUUAAACUCACAUAUAUACGAAGAAUGGCACGCGAAUGCUUUAGAAAGUACCUUCGAUAAGCAAUAUUUUCCUAAUUUAAUACGAAAAGUAAACGACACAACGCUAAAUUGCCUUAUUUGUAAUCUAGUUAUUCCUAACAAAAAACAUAUAAUUUUAGAACAUAUAAAUGGGAAAAAGCAUAAAAUUAACUAUGACACUAUACAGGAUAAUAGUGCGACUGUUAGUAGCUACUCGGAUUGUAAUGAUAAUGUUUUAUAUCUU
Brenthis ino (lesser marbled fritillary) is the source of this 3354-nucleotide messenger RNA. NCBI's taxonomy places the organism in Eukaryota, Metazoa, Arthropoda, Insecta, Lepidoptera, Nymphalidae. The record is from the annotation of a GenBank genome assembly.